Messenger RNA from Cokeromyces recurvatus, 500 nucleotides. RefSeq lists its product as uncharacterized. The record is from RefSeq and is a predicted model, not a curated record. The coding region runs from base 224 to 436 and encodes 70 amino acids. The transcript has 2 exons. NCBI's taxonomy places the organism in Eukaryota, Fungi, Mucoromycota, Mucoromycetes, Mucorales, Mucoraceae.
UAUUAACAUAUCAUCCCCCUCUUAUAUGUACUUGUUCCUCCUUAUUUAAUUUCAUAUCUAGUAUGCAUUCUAUUCUAAUUCUACUAUUACUGUUACUGUUACUGUUACUAUUUUAUAACUUAAUUAUACAUUAUUUGCUUUCAAUUUUGCAAAAUUCACUAAUAAAAAAUUUUCUAUAUACACAUUUAUACACUUACAGGAAUUAAACUUAAAGUCUGUUACUAUGCGUCCACAAUAUCUAUUCACUUUAAUUAAUUUUCUUUUAUAUAUACACACACAUAUGUAUAUACUAUUACACUCUAUUAUGAUACUUAGUAUUAGUAAUAAAGUUCAGCAUUUAUCACCUUCCUUUUCAUUUGUAACGAUAUAUGUGAUACGAUACGAUAUUGUAUUUUCCUGUAUUUAUUACGUGUUUAAUUCUCCUCCAACAAGAUAAAUAUAUGAGUCUUGUAUAUCAUUUUUAUACAUUUUAUCACAUGCAUAUUAAAGCAGUACUUUCC